AUGCCAAAAACAACUCGUUCCGACAGGUAUCAUUUGCUACGAAGUGAUCCAGAAGUAAACGAACCUCCAGUAUCGAUCACAGAAGAUGAUGAAGCAGCAGAAGACGAUGAAGCAGCAAAUAAAUCUCCUUGGUGGAAAGCGUUAAUAAACUUAAUCAGCGACAUUGAGGGCACAAGUAUUCUCGCCCUACCUUAUGCGAUAUCUCAGAGUGGUUUAGUGGCGAUAACAGCACUGGUUGUUCUUCCUUUUGUCGCCUUCUACACUGGAGCAAUUCUGAUUGACUGCCUUUACGAUGAAAACGAUGCUGGAGAAAGAGUUCGCGUCAGAUCCAACUUCAAACAACUUGGUGAAGCUUGCUCGCCUCGUUACAGCGGCACCAUAGUUUCCGCUAUCCAGCUAAUCCAUCUUCUUCUUGUCGCCUCUCUGUACCUGGUCUUGUCCUCUGCGCUUGCUAAUGGUAUUUUUCCAGAUUUACCGCUGUCAAACAAAGCCUGGAUUGUUAUUGCAGCCGCUGUGGGACUUCCGACGCUAUUUCUGAAGAAUUUCUCUCAAGUCGCUUGGUUGAGUUUGAUUAGUGUGAUAGCUAUAUUUAUGGCUGUUGUUGCUAUUUUAUCCUAUGGAAUAGUGCAUCAUCCAUCAUGGACCCCAGGCGAAAUCUUAGUGUGGGAUAAAGACAGUGCACCUGUUACAUUGGCAAUCUGUAUCUCAUUCUGCUACAACUGUCACUCUACUUUGCCUGGCCUUGAGGCUAGUUUGGAAAAGAAGUCGCAAUUUCGCACAGUACUUGGACUCACAUUAUGUUUCGUUGCCACCUUAAAGGUGGUUUUUUCAGUGUGUGCAUUUUUGUCAUUCAGCUCUAACAUCCAAGAAGUAAUCUCUAAUAGCCUUCCCGUGGGAGUUAUUAGCAUCAUUGUCAACGCUUUUUUAAUUUUGAACGUAGUUUUUUCAUAUCCUUUUGUGGCUAUUAUUAUCAUACAAAUAAUCGAAGAUUCAGUGUCCCCUGAUUGGUUUUCAUUUGAAAUACCUCAUGUUGUUUGGUUUGUUAGCAUCCGGGUUGCAACAAACGUUCUUACUCCCCUACCAGCAAUUUUAAUUCCACACUUUGUGCUCUAUAUGGCUUUUAUUUCAAGUUUGACAGGAUCAGCGACAAUGUACAUUUUACCGGCGCUUUUCCAUCUCAUUUUGAAAAAGAAAGAACUUAAACUGUACCAUUAUGUUUUUGAUGUAUUCAUUAUUAUCUUUGGUGUUUUUGUCGGAGUAACAGGCUUGGUGUACACUGGGAAAUCAUUGUUUUAA
Messenger RNA from Porites evermanni, 1296 nucleotides. The record is from the annotation of a GenBank genome assembly. NCBI's taxonomy places the organism in Eukaryota, Metazoa, Cnidaria, Anthozoa, Scleractinia, Poritidae.